UCUUCAAGUUUGAAUAUAUUACUAUAGUCUUUUUCUAAUUUGCUUUUUAAAAAAUAAGCCAUACACAUUCAUCAAAUCCAUAUUCAUGCAGCUGUUACAUUAUAUUAUAUCCUUACUCCCUUUUUGAGUGUGUGUGUGUGUAUAUGUGUUUAAUUAUAUUCCCUCAUCUCCAUCUCAAUCUCAAUCAUGUUUCCACUUUGAUUCUGAUCUAUCUGGAUAUCACAAUUCUACAUUCAUGACUUCAUAACCUUAAUGAAGAUCACCAAAGGUCAUUUGGGUCUCCAUCGUCGUUCUUGAUUUUUUUCUCUGGCAAUGGGAUCCACAAAUCUUGGUCCCAUCACCAUUGUAUUCUUCUUCUACGUCAUCUCUAUGGUUCAUUGCAUCAACAACAUUCAAGAACUGGACGAUCAGAUCCGUUCAUACGCAGCUCGUGCCAAUAAAGGAAGACACACAGGCUCCUUGUACGAGCUUUCACUUCCCGCGAAUCUCUCCGACGUCGAAGCAUCGGUCGUUACGGUCCGUAACAGUGUGUUCUGGAGGAAAGGAGCGAAUUUUAGUGGAGUCUACGUUCCUCCCAUGGUCAAAACGACGCCGUACGCUAAGAGGAUAGCUUUUGUCUACGAGACUUUUGGUGAUUACUCUUCGUCGGUUUACUUCCGGUUGGCUGAUGAUAAUUACUCUUUUAUUUCACCGGUUAUUGGAUUCACAGCAUAUGACGCGACAAACACGAAUAAUCUCAAAAGAUUGAAUCUCUCGAUCGAUGAAGACAAUCCAAUAUUGAUCAAAUUUGAUUCUUAUUACGUUUCACAUAAUCAAAGAAGAGGAAUCAAAUGCAUAGCCUUGGGAGAUAAUAAUGAGUCGUUGAAGUUCAGUAAUACGACACGGAAUUACAGUUGUGCCACUACGAAUUCUCGUGGGCAUUACGCGCUUGUGGCUCCGAACCAAAAACACAAUCCGACAUCCAAACAAGAGCUGGCUCGGAGGAAGUGGUGGUGGAUUGCUUUGACCAUCAUAGGAAUCUCGGUUUUGCUUGCUGCGGUGAUAGGUGUUGUGGUGAAGUUAGUGAGGAAAAAGAGGUUCAAAGAGAUGGAAAGAGAGUCUGAGAAGAGCGAGACGGUCGGAAAUAUUUGGAUUGGUCAGAGUAGAAUGCCCGCGGCAACUAUGGUGAGAACUCAGCCGUGUUUGGAAUAUCAUGAAGAUUUUCCUUCUUCAAAUUAAUUAAUAUACCUUGAGUUUUGUAGUUUAUUCUCGAAAAUUUACCUUGGCUUGGCUGCUCUGUAC
Messenger RNA from Brassica oleracea var. oleracea, 1281 nucleotides. RefSeq lists its product as uncharacterized. Gene Ontology annotation, cellular component: membrane. The transcript has a single exon. The coding region runs from base 313 to 1218 and encodes 301 amino acids. The record is from RefSeq and is a predicted model, not a curated record. NCBI's taxonomy places the organism in Eukaryota, Viridiplantae, Streptophyta, Magnoliopsida, Brassicales, Brassicaceae.